Messenger RNA from Daphnia pulex (common water flea), 571 nucleotides. RefSeq lists its product as uncharacterized. The transcript is spliced from 4 exons. Bases 81 to 521 code for a protein of 146 amino acids. Lineage: Eukaryota; Metazoa; Arthropoda; Branchiopoda; Diplostraca; Daphniidae. The record is from RefSeq and is a predicted model, not a curated record.
CAACAAAACAAUCAGUUCAGCGGUUGAAAGACACGACAAUCAAAUUCUUUUUUCGUCUAGUCAAGUAAAUUCAAGUUAAAAUGUGUGGAAUCGCCAUCAUCAAUGUCAUUCUAGGAUGUCUCGCCUUCAUCUUUCAGAUAAUGGCGCUGUUCGUUUCAGAUGAUUUUCACACUUACUUGCAGGAUUUGGCGUUUGCGGGAAUUUGGGGUGGAGUUUAUCUCAUCUUGUUUGGUGCCUUACUGAAAAAUCACAAAAUCGGAUCGGGGACCAUCAAAGUUAUGGCGGUUGGUGGCGUGAUAAUCGGCGCGAUUCUAAUCGGAUUGUAUUCGUGGAACAUCAAUACGUACCCAUUGCCAGUUGAUGGUUGUCAAGGCUGGGACUAUUACAAUCCGCCUACCAUCCUCCUAUCAUGCAGCCGAGUCGUCGUUGAUUCGCUGUUGAUUGGCUGCGGCAUUUUGAUUGUUCUAGUCAACACCAUCAUAGCUUCAAAGGCAUCCUCGUUGGUUUUUACCAGUUACUAAUUCAAACUCAAUUGUUUCCCGUGUUCGCCAUAAUAUAUGGGUUGUUUGAG